AUGGAUACCAUUAUAGAAGUGGGAAGAACAGAUAUCCUUGAAGAUAUCUCAGAAACGGUACCCCUCAAUGAAAGAAGUUUACCUAAAACGGAAACUGGGAAUUUGAAUAUCUUAAACAAUAACAUGCGUCACGAAGUCAUCUUGCUAGACAUAUCUCGCGAUAAAAAAUGGGUGGCCAAUGUAACGAAGCAAAAUGGCAAUCUUUUUAUCACUAGGCGUGAAUUUACAGAAAUAGCAACAGGCUACAAUGAAGAAACCCGUAUUAUCCUUGAUAUUACCAAGACUAUAAAAGUUGUUAAAGGCCCUCACUGCAAGUUCUUAUCGAUAUCUCCGAAUGGUGAAUAUAUUGUUCUAUCAUUUUAUGAAAGAGUCCCACGAAAUAAUUCUGGUUAUCAUGAUCCAAAAAAUCCAUACUGCUAUGUAUUUAAGGUGAAAAAUAAUAUUAUAACUUUAUGCAGUGUAAAGAUAAAGUGUGAUGGUCGCGCUGUUUUUUUUCAUGAAGAACUCAACUCACUUGCCAUAAUCAACACAAAGGCUGUAGAGGUGUACGAAGAUUUUCCUAGCAAGAAAUAUGUCAGUUAUUUGCUUGAUUUAUCAUUGUUUUAUUCGGUCGAGUAUUGUCGAGAAGCGUUUGCAAUUGACUCCAGCUUUAUCGAAACUGUGACUUGGGUAGAUUAUGAUAAUAAUAACAUACCUUCAGAUAUGGAAGCUAUCAUUCAAAUUAGUCGACAUGCUCGACACAAUCUUUUGACAACACAUUUCAGAGGUGGUAUUGCUCGUGUCUGGUCCCUUCAAGAUGGUGUACGCUUGACCUCGUUUCCUGCUCCAAAACAAAGCAUUGUGGCAUUUUCUAAAAACUGCAAAUAUACAGCCACGUUUGUAGCACUUACUAAAUCUGUCAAAAUUUAUAAUGUCAAAAGUGGAUUGCUGGUUUACCAAUUGAAAUCUCAGAAAGGCUUUUCCGAAUCUUUUACGCUUACGCAUGUCCGAUUUUGUUAUGACGGUCGAUAUAUUGCCAUGUCGGGAUUGCAAGACAAUUGUGUGGUUUUUGAAGUAUGGUAUGUUGAGGCUGAGAAGUCUAUUUAUAGAAUAGAACGGCCUUUGGUACAUCCGGAAAGUAAUGUACGUAGACAUGGAAAUACACCAACAGGAAAAAUAAUUCAGCCGUUUGUUGUGCGUGGAACCAAUGAAAAUAACGAAAAGUGCCUUAAAGGAAUCUAUACGUCAGUCCAGGGAGAUGAACAUGUAACAAAUUCAAUUAUAUUAGAUAUUGAUCGAUAUGACGUGAGAAGGAGUACCGAGAAUCCUUCAAACCUGAUUGACUCGCCCCAACCUAUGCUUCUUGAUGAAAAUGAAAAUCAAGUGAACAACAUUGUUUUUAACUGGAUUAACGACGAAGGACUGCAAAAACCUUAUCUAGGAGCAGAGUAUGAGCUUUGUAACAACUUACGAGAUUUUAACAAUUUGAAAUGUGGCAUUUUAAAUGUUAAUGGAAAUCAGCUUCUGAUUCGUUUUGGUCUAUAUACCGUGCAACUUUGGGAAUUAUCUGGUCCAGCUAUUGGUCUGGUCAAUCCGUCCAAUAAUUUAAUAACUCCAGCCACUAAUAUGGAAACUGUGGCCUCCGAACAAGAAGAUAAACUACUCUACAUAAGAGCGUAUAAGGGACCGGACUAUGGUAUCAAAUACUCUUUUCGUGAAAACUGGAGAAUUCAAAGAUUUGAAAGUAUUCGAUUUAUUGGUGGGAUGGCUUCUGGGAGAAUGAUAGUAAAUAUCACGGAAAAUGAAACGAAAAAGUGUGAGCAGUUGACUCAUUAUCACACAGAGGAGUUAUUUCUGCCGCUGGAUGAUUUUUCUCUGCAUACAAACGUUAACGGUCGAAAGCCUUUUGAUUAUCAUAAGCUAGAAAGUGCAUGUCAGACACUUCAUUAUCUCACCGCUGAUGGAAUCGAAACGAAUUUUCAGAAAGAUAACUAUCAUAUGAUACUCCGCAAAACAAAAGAAUUAAUCGAAUCAGCUGUAAAAGACAUUGACAUUGAGUCUAACUUCUUUUCGACUAUUGCUGGGAGCAGGACACUCGCUAUGUUGGCUUCGUUUAAAGAUGGUAGACAAGUUAUCAAAUCGAUUUUAGAAAAAGAGAUACCCAUAAGUAUCUUCAGUUAUGCCCGGACGAUUAAAAAGGAGACCCCACACAAGGACAAAGAAUCAUUAAGGGAUAACAUAGUGACUUUAAAAAACCUUUUGGGGGUCAAAGCUGAAAUCCCUUCCUCAGUACCAGAACCCCCAUUAGCUUCAGAUUCAGCGGAAAUAACCUAUCGAAACUCUGACUUGAAUUUGAUAGUCCAACCACCGAAAAAUUUGGACAUGAUAGCCGGAAAUGAAAAUGUGUUAACUGUCCUCAUCGAAGAACUGGAUCACAAAUUGUACAAAUUUUUAUUCAAUCGUAUCCUAUCGGAUGCUAAAAAACUGGGCCCUGGAUGUUUCUUUGCACUUACUGACGCUCUUUUAUUUCUUCAGGAGGAAGAUAACACCGCACGAAAGGAUCCCAGAGGUGCUUCCAAAGUAUGCGUUGUCCCCCUUCCUCAAUUCAACAUAUAUACUAAACUUCCCGAAGAUCGGCCCAAGAAUCUGGAGUAUAAACUUGACAAUCUUAUUACUUACAAAACAAAGAGUGCAUUUGUCAAAGUUGCUGUAGAUCAAGAUUCCAAUAAUAUCUUCAAGCAAGGUGAUACAGUUUGUGAGGUGAUGGUACAGUAUAAAUGGGAAACGUUCGCUCGCUGGAGAUUCUGGUGUAUUUAUGCUUUACACGCCAUUUAUUAUGCUUCUUACGCCACCAGCGUUUUGUUUGCCUCAGAACUAUAUGGGUAUGAAGGAGCACCACUCAAAAUAGAGCAUCCUGGCCAGAUUACUUCGGUUUUUUUUAUGUGUGCGUCUCUUUCGGUGCUCGUCAUACAAGAGGGUCGCCAAUUUGCCAAAACAAGUUGUUUACACAGCUAUUUCUCAUCGGGAUAUAACUGGAUCGAUUUUUUUGCAUAUGUUUUCCCAGUAGUUACGCUUAUUCAAAUGAUACAUGGCGGAUCCUAUUUUAAUGAAAUUUGCAGUGUCAGUAAUUUAAUUCUGUGGACGCAUGGUAUUCUAAGAUUGCGUGUUAUAUCGUUUUUUGGUAUCACACUCGAAAUCAUCAUUCAGCUUUCGUUGCGUUUACAACUCGACGAUUUUUUUCAAGAAAAUUAUGCUGGCAAUUACACAGUGGAUGGUAGCGAGAACCCAAGCGGGACCGUUAACUUUGUUGAUGUUAGUGCGGAUAAUGGAUUUAGUAAUUGGUUCAAAGCAUUUUACCAAGUAUGGUUCUUUGUAUACGGUGUAUGGGAUCCAAUCAAUGAUGGUGAUGCAGGUGAUAGCUUUUUUAUUAUGUGUCUGUCUAUAUUAUUUUCUCUCGUUACUGUGGUUAUCUUCUUUAAUUUAUUGAUUGCUCUUAUGGCUAGUACAGCAGAGAGCGUGAAGAGUCGUGGUAAAAAAGUUUGGGUGAGCCAUUUCGCCGCCGUAGUAUCUGAAAUUGAACUCCUUUGGUGUAUGGAGAGUACGAGACGAAAUCGACAGAAUAAUCCUUCGUAUAUCUAUUAUAUAGCUUCCGAUAGUCAAAUCAAUCAAUACGAAGAAAUACUCAAAGAGGAGAACGCAAAACUUUCGAAGGAUUUGGGUAUCAAAAAUGCCAGUGACAACCAGGGUGCUCAUAGUUGUUGCAAAACAAAAUAA
Molecule: messenger RNA, 3753 nt
Organism: Mucor mucedo
Lineage: Eukaryota; Fungi; Mucoromycota; Mucoromycetes; Mucorales; Mucoraceae
Exons: 8
Coding region: 1-3753 (1250 amino acids)
Biological process (GO): calcium ion import across plasma membrane
Cellular component (GO): membrane
Molecular function (GO): protein binding; monoatomic ion channel activity
Source: RefSeq, a predicted model, not a curated record